Opisthorchis viverrini is the source of this 2531-nucleotide messenger RNA. RefSeq lists its product as hypothetical. Gene Ontology annotation, cellular component: plasma membrane; cytoplasm. Gene Ontology annotation, molecular function: protein binding. The coding region runs from base 1 to 2052 and encodes 683 amino acids. Lineage: Eukaryota; Metazoa; Platyhelminthes; Trematoda; Opisthorchiida; Opisthorchiidae. The record is from RefSeq and is a predicted model, not a curated record. The transcript is spliced from 9 exons.
AUGGUUACAGAGAAGGUUGUUAGAAUAGAAAACACCAAGGCUGUUUGUCUUGCCACAUUGGUCGAUCAGUACAAGUUGUGCAUGGCCACGGAAGACUGUCGCGUUGAGUGGCACACCACGUUGUUGAAGUCCAUACAGAAUCUCCGAAUUCUCGAACGACAACGAUUAGACGCAUUGGUUAAAGGAUUGAACGUUUACAAGAAUCUUUUCGAUCAGUCCGUUGUGUCAUUCCAAACGGCAGUAUCAGAUUUGGCGGCUGCUGUGAAGUCUGCUGAUCCGUCGGCAGAUCUUGACCUGUUCCGUAAACGCGCACAAUUCGCCACUGCGGAUUUGACCAAGAUCCCCAACAGUCCGACGCCCGAACAGCCAUUCUACGAUAACCCAAUACUGAAGUCAGCCGUUGGAUGCUCUCAACAAAGACUAAUGGAAGUACCCGGUGAACACCUUAUACUCAAGUUGCAAUCGUCUUCUUCAACACUGUCCACGGAUGUGGAUUCGCAAGCGUCAAAACACGUGAACAGCGCCUUCGCUAACGAUCAAGGUGAAGUUCCACCAGCGACCAAUUCAGCGCAAUCUAUUCCAUCUCGUCUACGUGAGAGCCUGACGAGGGAAUGUCUCUUCACUCAACUGGAGCUGUUGUCGAAGGAAGUGAUAAAGGAGAGGCGGACAAAACAAGGUCUCACAAAUCUUGUUCAAGUCUAUGCUCGUGAACCAGCCUACUCCGAUGAGCGUACUUACUGUGAGGCCCGCCGUCGUCUUUAUGUGUCCCGUGUGCGUCUGACCUAUCUAACCAAUUGCCGACAGAAAUCGAUCUACAGCCUCAUGUGUCUCCUGUCCGCUCCGGGCUCUCAGUCUGCUCCAGACCGGCUUCCUAAACACGUCUACGCUGAAGCGUUGGUGCGUGCCGGGUUUUACAAUCUACCAUGGAUCUCAUCGCUCGCCUCUGGCUCCAACUCCAGUCUGCCCCCGUCAGCUGUCCGGUGGAUACCUCUCCCCGAUUUAGACGAGGAGACCUCAUUCAGAAGGUUAUCACGACCACUUGAAUGGCCACCAUUUCCUGCUAGCGAUGCACCUUGUGAGGACUUGAAUGAAGGCCUCUUCGAGUGGGAACUCGAGAGACUGGUUCAACGGGACAUCGAAGAACAGACCGCAAUUUCUGAGUUCACUGGGGAAUUGUACUGGGAGAACAUUGAUUCGAUCGAUGGCGAGGAUUCUCCUCUAAGCUCUGUGAAGAAAGGAAUAAAAGAAGGCAUUUCUUCUCCGCUGAUGUUGCGCAGAAAUUCCAACACUCGGUGUAACGGAUCUUCUGAAAUUUCGAAUUUUGGCGCAAACGACAGUCGCAUAAAGAAAACCGGUUUGGUGAAAAUACAGACAACUGAGCAUAAUGUACCAAACAGAUAUUCUUCCAGACCCUCAAAAGAUAUUGAUCACAUUAUCCCUUCGGUGACAGAUUCAUUGAUGGAUAAAGCGAACAAACCCUUGCUACAUGACAACCGUUCGAGGUUCCUCGGUAGCUCUCGAUUUAGGGCUAUAUCGAUUGGAAGAGGCAACACGACUUCGUCUAAACCAGAAGCAAACCAAAUCAACAGUCCUCCAGUGUCCCCGUCUCCGAUUUCCGUUCAAUUUUCUCCGCCGUUUGAUGCCUCUUCUCACGAAGCGAAACAGCCAACAUCCUCCCGGUCUUCCUUUUGGUUUCGGACUCGCCUGUUCUCACGAAAACACUCAGAGAAGGAGACUUCUCCAUCUUGUACACAGAACACUGACAAUGAGCACACAAACCUAGUCAAAUUGUCUUCUGAUGACACAGUCAAUCAUGACCUGUUGAAACCAAUGACAGUUCUUGAUAAAUCACUCUGGCCUUCUACAAUUAGCCUGCAUUGUUUAGGAUGGGCCAAGGUUGAGCGCGACUACAAAGCAAGGACAUCACAGGAACUUUCACUACAGGCUGGUGAUAUUGUCAGUAUCUAUCGCAAAGACAACGAACUGUGGUGGUUUGGGGAACUGAAUGGAACCAAAGGCCACUUUCCAGUCAGCCAUGUUGAAGAAUUUUGACGCUCUCGUUUUAUGUUUGGUGCCACACCAUUGCUGUUUUUUCUGCGUGAUCAACUAAGUCACCGGUGUUCAUACCUUUCCAACCGUUCACGUGCUGUAUAGAAUGCUAAUAUCCAACGGUUUUUCACCCCAAAAAUUUGAUCAGGUUUCCUUUUUUCGUUUGUGCGUUGCCAUUCUAUUGUUUUUCUUAUUCCAAUCGAAUUUAUGCGCCUGUUGCUUUGAUUAGUUGAUAUACUUUCCCGGUGGCUACUGCUUUUCCUUAUGCCCAGACAGUUUUUCCCUUCGUUCUUCCCUAGUGAUAUCCGUUUUAAUUUAUUCCACUCGAUCGGACGUGGAUUAUGUUGUACGCAGUUAGCUAAACGCAACUGAUAAUGUCAUCUGAUUAGGGUCGUAUUUUGUGCGGACGACAACCGGCGUUGUAUCAUUUUGUAUUCAUUGACAAGAUUUUGAAAUUUUUUGUUUUCAAAUUUUAGCGAUUC